AUGACUGUGUCUGAGGAUUUUGCUAAGCCAUAUGAUCAGUUUCUUCUUUUUGGGGACUCGAUCACCCAGAUGUCCUGUAGCCAGGACCUGGGGUUUGGCUUCCAGCCAGCAUUGCAAGAUGUAUACUGCCGCAAGUUGGAUGUGCUUAAUCGUGGAUUCUCGGGAUACUCUACCGCCCAUGCCAUCAAGGUCUUUCCGAAGUUCUUCCCGUCACCUGAAACUGCUACUGUGCGAUUUAUAGCCAUUUUCUUCGGCGCCAAUGACGCGGCAGUCCCUGGGCACAAUCAGCAUGUCCCUCUGGAGCAGUACAAGGAGAACCUGAGACAAAUAAUUCAGCACCCGGCAAUGCUUGCUCAGAGCCCUCACAUCAUUCUCAUUACUCCACCUCCAGUUAAUGAGUAUCAACUGGAGGGAUUUGACAACGAGAAGAACACUGUUCACCCUAGCCGCACUGCUGCUAUCACCAAGACCUACGCCGAGGCAAUGAAGGAGGUUGGUGCUUCGCUGAACAUCCCAGUCGUGGAUAUAUGGUCUGCAUUCACGGCCUCGGUUGGCUGGAAAAAUGGACAACCUCUCAUUGGAUCCCGAGACGCGCCCAAUAGCGAGGCGUUCAGUGCUCUUUUCACCGACGGACUGCAUUUGACGCCUUCUGGAUACCGUAUUGUUAGUUCUGAACUGAUGAACACUCUCCGUACUAAUUGGCCUGAUCAAAGUCCGGAUGCUCUGCCCAUGGUUUAUCCUGCGUGGCCCGAUGCCCCUAAGUGA
Molecule: messenger RNA, 765 nt
Organism: Penicillium odoratum
Lineage: Eukaryota; Fungi; Ascomycota; Eurotiomycetes; Eurotiales; Aspergillaceae
Product: SGNH/GDSL hydrolase family protein
Exons: 5
Coding region: 1-765 (254 amino acids)
Source: RefSeq, a predicted model, not a curated record